ACGUAAUUUGGACAAGUUGCAAAAGAAUCUAACUGCAGAUCGCAUGUGGUGCGAUGCAUUGGCUCAAAUGACCAAAGAGCUAGAAUCCCGAGACUUUCCCGGCGAGCUGGCCAAACAGCCCAUCAAGUAUUAUCAGAGCUAUACGCAGCGUUGGUUAAAGGUGUGGCCCACUCUGUUGGAUUGGAUGCUGUCGUUGGGCCAGAAGCAGCUACUGCGUCAGCAUAUUGCCAGUGAGCUUCAGCAGCAAAUGCGAUGCCAAGCUGCUGGAGAACACCACAGACACAUUAAAUCGCGCUUUAAUGCUUGAGUUGUCGAGCAACACCAAGCUGUGCGAUGAGCAGGGCGUGAUGAUGCUCACCGAACUGCAGGAGAUACAUGGGCAACUAUGAGCCACUGGGGCAGAUCUUUUUGACCACCAAAAAUACGCACUACAUGUCCUUGUUUCUGUUCCUCUUCAGCAUUGCGCACGUUGGUCGCUUGCAGCAUUCAAAGAACACGGGCAGUCUGCUGCCCAAAUCCUCCAAGGAUGCCAUCGAUUGUGUACCGCUUAUAAUGGGAUUGUUGACCAUACUCCAGCAGUUCCACAAGAAUGUCAAAAUGCUCUACAUCUCUUACAUGUGCCAGUAUGUAGUGACCGUGGCCGAGGCGCAGUUAACCGAUAAGGAAAUGCUGGGAUCGGAGGUGGUCACCAUGCUGCACUUUCUCCAGGCAUUUGUGCGUCUGGCGCAUUUGCCACUGAGUGUCCUGGAGCAGCGUAUUCCCAAUAUGAUACUAAGCGAGUUCGAUUAUCUCUCCACGCCUGUCAAGUGAAACUUGUAAAAAAAUAAAUAAAAUAAAUUGCUUUUUAAAUAGGAAAAUACAAAUUUGUAUUAUUUUAAGUUAAAUAAAUAAAUUGUUAUAAGCGAAGUAGAUUUCCGUCUUU
Drosophila sulfurigaster albostrigata is the source of this 922-nucleotide messenger RNA. RefSeq names its product WASH complex subunit homolog 5-like. Gene Ontology annotation, cellular component: WASH complex; endosome. Gene Ontology annotation, biological process: actin filament polymerization; endosome fission; regulation of actin nucleation. The transcript is spliced from 3 exons. The coding region runs from base 376 to 810 and encodes 144 amino acids. NCBI's taxonomy places the organism in Eukaryota, Metazoa, Arthropoda, Insecta, Diptera, Drosophilidae. The record is from RefSeq and is a predicted model, not a curated record.